Messenger RNA from Scophthalmus maximus (turbot), 1200 nucleotides. RefSeq names its product cilia and flagella associated protein 410 (gene cfap410). The transcript has 7 exons. The record is from RefSeq and is a predicted model, not a curated record. The coding region runs from base 151 to 939 and encodes 262 amino acids. Gene Ontology annotation, biological process: mRNA splicing, via spliceosome; cytoskeleton organization. Lineage: Eukaryota; Metazoa; Chordata; Actinopteri; Pleuronectiformes; Scophthalmidae. Gene Ontology annotation, molecular function: protein binding. Gene Ontology annotation, cellular component: U4/U6 x U5 tri-snRNP complex.
UACGCGCAUGCGCAUUCGUGUGGCGGACGACAACAUCCCUACUGUCGAGUUGAAAUGUUUGUCCGCUUGUCAUAAUGCGGCCUUUGUGGCUUAUGAAGAUGUAAUGCAUUAGAUAUAUUCUUUCUUGUCGCACGAGUUCGGCGAUGUGCUAUGAAGCUAACACGGAAACUGGUACUCGCCAAGGCGAAGGCCUCCGACUUGGAAAGCGUGAAGAAACUGAACUGCUGGGGAUGCAAACUAACGGACAUGUCCAUCCUCUCUCAGAUGCCCAACAUUAAAGUGCUGACACUGAGUGUGAACAGCAUCUCGUCUCUCGCUCCUCUGGCCGGCUGUCCGUCUCUGUGUGAGCUCUACCUCAGGAGGAACAUGAUUCCUUCUCUCUCUGAGCUUUCUCACCUGCGCCUGUUGACCCGUCUCAGAGUGCUCUGGUUGGCUGAGAACCCGUGCUGUGGAACCGAGUCCAGCCGGUAUCGCCUGACGGUGCUGCGCUGCCUGCCUCGUCUCCAGAGGCUGGACAACCAGGUAGUGACAGAGGAGGAGAUUGCACUCGCUAUGAUGGAGGGUGAUGUGGUCACCACCCCUCCUCACAGUGUCCGAAACCAGCUUUCCACAAACGGACUUCCAGAGGCAGAGACGGAGAAUGACCCACUCAACUACAACAUGGAGGAGACCAAUAAAAUCAGGGAAGAGUUGGGGAUGAAGCUCCUGUCCAGAGACAAGUUCCCCUCCCUUUCCUCUCCGUCAAGCAGAGAAACCAAAUUGUCUAUGAGAAAGACGCACACUCUGGAUGCAGUUCUGCUGCUGCUGAACGAUUUGGAUGAAGAGGAUCUUCGCAUUGUGCACACAGCUACACAGAACCGACUCCAGACGUACACACUGGACCCAGACACACUGAAAGAUUCACUACAGACACAGAAGACUGCUGACAUCCAACACUGAAACAAAAACAUCGCCCUAACACCCCCCCACACACAUGCACACUCCUGUUACCUCCUGAGUCCAACUAGCAUGUCUUAAUUUAAUUUCAUUCAUAAUCCAGUUUUCACAUGUUGAAGAGAACUGAGUCCUUUCCUUGGCUGUCUUUUUUUUUUUUUUAGAGCAGCAUGCCUACCUACCUGCCUUGUAAGAACAAAAGAAUGUAUGUUUUGCGAAAGGUAAAUCUAUUUCUGUAAUUAGACAGAAUAAAUUGCAAUACAUUGA